Messenger RNA from Pogona vitticeps (central bearded dragon), 2718 nucleotides. RefSeq lists its product as uncharacterized. The record is from RefSeq and is a predicted model, not a curated record. NCBI's taxonomy places the organism in Eukaryota, Metazoa, Chordata, Lepidosauria, Squamata, Agamidae.
UGCCUGCCGCCCCACCUGGGCAAGAGAGCAAACAAGCCGCCAGCCAGCCAGUCAGCCGCCCACGCUUCACCUCUCCAGCCUCCACGCCUGUUCUGGGGAGCUUCCUCACUAAAAACUGUGGCCUCCACAGCGGGGGACCCCUGGCCUUGCCCGGCAGACGAGACACUCAGACGGAGGAUGGCUCCUCCACCACCCCGAAGAGCGGAGCCUGUAGCCUCAGAAGCCCCGGAGAACCCGUCGGCCCUCCUCUUGGGGAGUUUGGCGUCCGUGGCCCCUGUCAUCCUGACGAUCCUUCUGCUGCUUCUCUGCUUCCACUUUAAAAGCAAAAAGCGGCAGUUCUCAACCGGAGAUCCCACGAGGGACCGAAACACCUCCGUGCUGCUUCGCAUGAUUGGAGGACAAAACGAGCCGAAUGCAGGAGCAACGCAUCUGGAGAAUGGAGGACUCUGCCAAGGCAGUUCUCCGGUCAGUUGCCGGCCAGAGAGGCCAACGAACGGAACGGUGGCUGCGGAGUUUCACCAAAGAAGUGCAAACUCUCAGACGGAAACGCCCACGAUGAGCCGAGCCUCCCCCAAGCGGUUCGCGCAGCGCAGGAAGAUGGAGGUAGACCACCUGCGAGGCACGGCUCCUCAACGGUUGUGUCCUAGAGCUGCAUCGCCAAGUGCCCUGCAGUUCAGGAAGCUGCCUAUGACCCCCAAAGAGGCUCACGUGCCCCGAAUAGAGCCGCUGAAUCAGGACGCGGACAAUGAGGUUUAUGAAAGCAUCUGCGAUGAAGCAAGAGAUCCAGGUGCUGGGGUUUGCAUGGAAAGUAGGAAGGGCGCUGAUUCAACAACCAGGGGACGGCCAAAUUCUGCUGGAGAGGGGGCCCCCUCUGCAGAAUCCACAGAAUCGGCUGGAAUGACGGUAGCAUGUGGUAGCACAACAGGGCAGCCGGCGGCCCACUGGCAACACAUUGAGUUCCCUAGCGAAUUGCCGGGUGUGGCAAGUGAGCAAGGGGCUCCACAUCCAGUAGCUCCGGAUACCGAGAAGCGGCUGAGCGCCAUGUAUGCCCGAGUGCGCAAGAGGCCCAAGGCGUUUCCGCAGCAAGAGCCUGGAAAGCCCGCAGAGCAAGAAGUGGAAGAGGAACCGCCACCUAUUCCAGAGAAACAUUUUGAGGAUAUCUAUGAGAGUCUGAGCGUUGAUGCCGUGGGGCAGGAUGGCAUGAGGACAGAACUGACAGUCCCUUCAGAGGCUUGAACACUUCAGGGAGCUGAGAGGCAAGUCUCCAGACCAGGCCAGGAUCCUGCAGUGGCUUCUUCUGGGCUUCUCUCUCAUGGGGACAGGGAAACUGAGGCACAGAACCUCAGCCGUCACAAGGAAACGGCUCAGGAACUGGGUUCCCUUUCGCUCCUGAGGGCUACCUUUGGGAGGUGGGUGAUGUGGCCAGCGGGGGUCCUGUUGCCCUGAUCGUGCUGUGAUGUGGACUUCUCUGAGUCACCAGCGGUUCGCCCCAAGAAUCACACAGGAGUGUGUUGUGGUGUUUAAGGGAACAGGCUGCACCUCCUUCUUACUUCCGAAUAAGGGGACGAAGAGACAAAGGACCAGCUUUGCACUUGAAAAGCGCUAAAACGUUUUCCCUUCUGAGAUGCAUUCUCCAAAGCUGCUGUGGGAUAGCAGUCUGAAUUGGAAAUGAAGCCCUUGCUUAUCUCCUGAGGACCAGUCACAAAAGAUGAGCAAGCAAAUCCACCAGGAUUCCCAGUGUGGUGUGGUGUACUGAAUAGUGACGGACCAGGACUCUGGGGAACCGGGUUUGAAUCCCUGCUCAGCCAGUAGAACUCACUGGAACAGUGGAACUGGUCGGACUAACCACUGACCUUGAAAGCCCUAUUAGGGUCUCUUUAGGUCCGUUCUCCAGAUCAUCAACAGCCUUCUCGUCUUGCUUCUCAUCUGUAAAAUGGACAUAAUAAAAGGGUGCCACCUUGAAUUGCCCUGGAGACAACAGUAGUGAGAUUUGGGCAUUACCUGGACAUGGCUUGAAUUCACCUCCAGGGUGUUGCAGGGAGAAACCCACCCAUCUAGAACUUUUAAAGAAUAUGGAACCUGAAUCUUUUGCCAAAGAUCUUCAAAUCCAACGCCGCCCACUUAGAUGAGACGUCUGCUAUUCCCUCUUAAUAACCGUGAUCCCAAAGUCAUCCUUCAUUCAUGGUUGGGAAAAUAGUCAUGCCUUAUCUGUUUUGCCGCUUCUGGGUGAACUUUAGAAAACACAUCGAAAUACAUAAAUUGGUGGCAGUUUUCCACCCAGCGGGUUGCCCUGCCCCCCAGCAUGCCUGUCUCAAUGAAGGCAUUGUCUUCUGCCCUAAUUCCCCCUUUUCUACCCCGAAACACUUUCUUCCUGGACUCUGGCUAGGACCUCUCUCGCAAAGCAACAAAGGGAGGCUAUGUUGAUGCGCGGCUGGCUGGCCCUGAGCGUGAAACAAAAGCAUGCCAUUUAGAAUUAGGCCUCUGAGAUCACCCAGAUGUUGCUGUCUUUUCCAGGGACCGCCUUGCCUUUCAGAACAGAAAACAGGCAAACGAUGGGCGGGCAGCCGGCUUUCGGAGAGCUGGAAGGGAGAGGAUGGAGCAUCUUUCUCCCCUUUUUCUCCCCUUGUUUGUUUCUGAUUAAAUUGGAAAGUCCAUUUUGGUUGGAUUCCGAAAGAUCUCCUGUAUGGAGAAUAAGUGCAGGGAAAUCGCCCCAGAGGG